CGAUGGAUGUAUCCAACAUGGUAAUAUAUGCUGAUGAUUCUCAUUCAGAGCACAUCAGGAAGUGAGAGUUAAGGAAAAGAGCGAGAAAGAGAGAGUGUUGCUUGAAUCCGAACACAGACCUGUUUUGAGGAAGUGAAACUUUCAGGCGUUUGCUGUCAGGUGAAAGUGAAAUGGCGCAGCAAGGAGUUCAAGUGGACCAUGAGAAAUUCUGCUGUUCGAUCUGUCUGGAUCUACUGAAGGAUCCGGUGACUAUUCCCUGUGGACACAGCUACUGCAUGAACUGUAUUAAAACCCACUGGGAUGGAGAGGACGUGAAGAAAGUCCACAGCUGCCCUCAGUGCAGGCAGACCUUCACACCGAGGCCUGUCCUGACGAAAAACACAAUGUUAGCAGAUUUAGUGGAGGAACUGAAGAAGACUGGACUCCAAGCUGCUCCUGCUGAUCACUGCUAUGCUGGACCUGAAGAUGUGGCCUGUGAUGUCUGCACUGGGAGGAAACUGAAAGCUCUCAAGUCCUGUCUGGUGUGUGUCGUCUCUUACUGUGAGCAGCACCUUCAGCCUCAUUAUGAUGUAGCUCAGUUAAAGAAACACAAGCUGGUGGACCCCUCCAACAAGUUCCAGGAGAACAUCUGCUCUCGUCAUGAUGAGGUGAUGAAGAUGUUCUGCCGUACUGAUCAGCAGUGUAUCUGUUAUCUGUGCUCUGUGGAUGAACAUAAAGGCCACGACACAGUCUCAGCUGCAGCAGAGAGGACUGAGAGGCAGAGAGAGCUGGAGGUGAGUCGACAAAACAUCCAGCUAAGGAUUCAUGACAGUAAGAAAGUUAUGAAGCUGCUUCAACCGGAGGUGGAGGCUAUCAAUCGUUUUGCUAAUAAAGCAGUGAAGGACAGUGAGAAGAUCUUCACUGAGCUGAUCCAUUUCAUCAAGAAAAAAAGCGCUGAUGUGAAGCAGCAGGUCAGAUCCCAGCAGAAAACUGAAGUGAGUCGAGUCAAUGAAUUUAAGAAGAAGCUGGAGCAGGAGAUCACUGAGCUGAAGAGGAAAGAUGCUGAGCUGAUGAAGCUCUCACACACAGAGGAUCACACCCAGUUUCUACACAACUACUCCUCACUGUCACCACUCAGUGAAUCUACAGAGUUGCCCAGCAGCAAAAGCCGUCCUCUGCAGUACUUUGAGGAUGUGACAGCGGCUGUGUCAGAGGUCAGAGAUAAUCUACAGGACGUUCUGAAUAAGAGGUGGCCAAAGCUUUUACGGACAGUGACUGAGGUGGAUGCCUUACUGUCGCAACAACUGAGAACCAGAGAGGAAUUCUUACAGUAUGCGUGUCACCUCACACUAGAUCCAAAUUCAAAGAGCUACUUGAUGCUGUUAUCUAAGAGGAACCGUAAAGUAACAACUUUUCCAGGGAACUUAUUCUUAUCACAUUCUGACCCCUCAGCUGGAUUCACUAAUCAUUGGCAGGUCCUGAGUAGAGAGAGUCUGACUGGACGUUGUUACUGGGAGGUGGAGUGGGAUGCACUAGUCACAAUAGCUGUUGCAUACAAGGAUAUGAGCAGAUCAGGGGCCUAUAAUGAAUGUACAUUUGGAGAAAAUGACAAGUCUUGGGCGUUAUGUUGUUUUGCUGAAUAUGAAUUCAAACAUAACGCUAUUAGUACUCCAGUAUCGGGUACAUGUCAAUGGGGCAACAAAGUGAUAGGAGUGUUCCUGGAUCAUAAGGCAGGUAUUCUGUCCUUUUACAAAGUGGAUAAAACCAUGACUCUCCUCCACAGAGUCCAGACCACAUUCACUCAGCCUCUCUAUGCUGGACUUGCUCUUCAUUAUUCUAGAGGAGACAAUGCUGAGCUGCGUGAGCUAAAGUAGACAGGAUUUUUUCAAGUGGCAGUGGGCUAGAUUUUUUUUUCUGUAUUUUAUUCUGCUGUGUUGCUAAGCACUUAUUAAUUUGGUGUUCAUGCAUAGUGUGUCCCAAAUAUCAACUGUCACUCAAACCCAGUGUCGUCAUUGUAUUUUCUGUUCGUGUUUCUGUAGGUGGCAGUCACAGCUGUGGUGGCAAUUACUGCUUAUGUUAACAGUGCAGCACUGUGGCUCACUAAAGAGACAUCUAUAUUGGUGUAAUCACUACUGCAGCCAAUCUGCAACACAGACAAGUUGAACAUGCUUAGACAUAUACUGUGGUGUCAUUUCAUAGCUAUUGUAUUUUUAUGCAUAUCCUAAUGCCUGAAAUUACUGCUCAUUUGAUUGCUAUAAAAUUAGCUGUGUUGUCCUCCUGUAACAUUAUCCCUACAUUAUCUUUUCAAUAAGGAAUUGCAGUGUAAAUAGAAUUAGUGCUAUCUUAAUCAAUGAGGAAGAGGUGAGAUGUUUAGUUGAUUUAUU
Messenger RNA from Epinephelus fuscoguttatus (brown-marbled grouper), 2363 nucleotides. RefSeq names its product tripartite motif-containing protein 16-like. Bases 171 to 1853 code for a protein of 560 amino acids. NCBI's taxonomy places the organism in Eukaryota, Metazoa, Chordata, Actinopteri, Perciformes, Serranidae. Gene Ontology annotation, molecular function: zinc ion binding; protein binding. The transcript has a single exon. The record is from RefSeq and is a predicted model, not a curated record.